Leptidea sinapis is the source of this 1083-nucleotide messenger RNA. RefSeq names its product chymotrypsin-1-like. The transcript has 4 exons. Gene Ontology annotation, biological process: proteolysis. Lineage: Eukaryota; Metazoa; Arthropoda; Insecta; Lepidoptera; Pieridae. Bases 58 to 1083 code for a protein of 341 amino acids. The record is from RefSeq and is a predicted model, not a curated record. Gene Ontology annotation, molecular function: serine-type endopeptidase activity.
UUCUUGGUUUAUAAAUAUCUACAAUAGUGAUUUUCAUUUAUAAAUGAAUAAUUCAAAAUGAUCAAAUUAGUUCUGCGAUCAAUUUUAGCAGUGAUAAUUGUGUUUGUGCUGCAACAUGUGGAGAACGAAGCCUUAAAUUUGUCGAGUAAUAGAACGCGGCAGAAUCGGGGACGGUACGCCACGUUCCGGAGCAUGGAGCACGUUGUGGGGGGAGGGACGCGGCGGUUGUUUGGUGGUCGCUCGGCGGCGUUGGAGGAGUGGCCGGCUGUUUGCGCGCUUCUGGACCGCUACUGGUCGGCUCGUUGCUCCGCCGCCGCACUCACGCCGCACUGGGUGCUGACAGCCGCACACUGCGUGUCGCCGCGCCUGGCUUACGUCAAGUACAACACGCGCCGCCCUGCCUCCAACGAGGGGGAUGUCACGCCGGUGCACUAUCUCUAUCGGCACCCCAAAUUUGAGGUGAAACAGGAGGAUGAGGGUCGCGGCCCUGACGUGACAGUGCUCCACCAUGACGUGGGCCUCGUGCGCACGCGGAACAAGAUGAAUCUCGACGCCGUUGCAGAUCUGAAGAUGAUAAACAACUUGCGCAUCCACAGCGGGUUUGAUCUGCAGGAUAAGAAUGUCAAGGUGCUGGGGUUCGGGCGAACAGAGCGGUCAGUGCUGGGAGAGGAGCUUUUCUCGGUGGAGCUGCACCUGGUGCCGUGCGAGCGUGAGGGCUGGUACCACUGCGUGUGCGGCAUGACGCUGACUGGAGACGCCCGCGGCGUGUGCUCGGGGGACUCGGGAGGGCCCGUGCUGUACAACGGGGUACAGGUGGGCGUGACGUCAAUGGGUCCGGUGGAAUGCGCGCGCGCGGGGGACGUGCCCCCCCACGGCGCUAGCAGCGUGUUCACCAUGCUGUACCAGUACGCCGACGUGGUGAACGCCACCAUCAGCGACACGGAGACGGCGCUGCGCAUGCGCAUGAUAUCGCGAGCGUCGCCCCACCACGCCUCUACGGCACCCCUCCUGCACUUACUAUCCUGGUGUGCUGUCCGAUAUGUCUGUGAUACACACACAUCGAUACCUACAAUGUUUAAAUAA